AUGUCGGGGUAUCCGGGAGGACACCACGACUACGAUGAUGGCUAUGGCCAUCAUCAACAACAGCAGCAAGGGAACACAGAUUCCUACUACCAGGACGACCAGCGUCAGUACUACGACAAUGGCUAUGAUGCCCACGGCGGUCACCAGAACGGCGGUGGGCACGCUGGUGAUGGUUAUUAUGACGAGUCUGGCUACUACAAUGCGGACCCAAACAACCCGUACCAUCAGGAUGGUGGCUAUUACGAUGGCCAUGAUCAGUACCAAGACGAUUAUUAUAACAACAAUAAUGGGUACUAUGACCAGGGCUACGAUCAAGGUGGCUACGGAAACAACGGCCGUCACCGGGGAGGCUCUGAGGAAGACUCAGAGACUUUCAGUGAUUUUACCAUGAGGUCUGACAUGGCACGCGCCGCUGACAUGGAUUACUAUGGCAGAGGCGACGAGCGCUACAAUAGCUAUAAUGAAGGCCAGAUGGGAGGCAGGGGAUAUCGCCCACCAUCCUCCCAGAUCUCGUAUGGCGGCAACCGGUCCUCGGGUGCCUCCACCCCGAAUUAUGGCAUGGACUAUGGCAAUGUGCUACCCGCUGGCCAGCGCUCCCGCGAGCCCUACCCUGCCUGGACAUCAGAUGCCCAGAUCCCCCUCUCAAAGGAGGAGGUUGAGGAUAUUUUUCUCGACCUUACUGCCAAGUUCGGCUUCCAGCGUGAUAGCAUGCGCAACAUGUAUGAUCACUUCAUGACGCUAUUGGAUUCUCGAGCGUCACGCAUGACUCCGAACCAAGCACUGUUGUCGCUUCACGCCGAUUAUAUUGGCGGAGACAACGCAAACUACAGAAAGUGGUAUUUUGCAGCCCAUCUUGAUCUUGAUGAUGCCGUCGGCUUCGCCAACAUCAAAGGAAAGGGCUUGCGUCGCACUCGCAAGAACAAGAAGAAGAAGAAGAACGACCCCCAAAACGAGGCCGAGAUGCUCGAGGAUCUCGAGGGCGAUGACUCUCUUGAAGCCGCCGAGUACCGGUGGAAGACUCGCAUGAAUCGUAUGUCUCAGCACGAUCGUGUACGACAGAUUGCGCUAUACCUACUCUGCUGGGGUGAGGCCAAUCAGGUCCGCUUCAUGCCCGAAUGUCUUUGCUUCAUCUUCAAGUGUGCAGAUGACUAUCUGAACUCACCUGCCUGCCAGAACUUGGUAGAGCCAGUGGAGGAAUUCACAUUCCUCAACAACGUCAUUACUCCCCUCUACCAGUUCGUUCGAGACCAAGGAUAUGAGAUUCUCGAUGGAGUCUACGUUCGUCGCGAACGGGAUCACAAUCAGAUCAUUGGCUACGAUGAUUGCAACCAACUGUUCUGGUAUCCCGAGGGCAUUGACCGUCUCGUGCUCCAGGACAAGUCGAAGCUUGUCGAUGUCCCUCCGGCCGAACGCUAUCUGAAGCUGAAGGACGUCCACUGGAAGAAAUGCUUCUUCAAGACGUACAAGGAAACCCGUUCCUGGUUCCACCUUCUCGUCAACUUCAACCGUAUCUGGAUCCUUCAUAUCACCAUGUUCUGGUUCUACACUGCACACAAUACCCCGACCUUGUUGGUCAGACACUACGAGCAGCAGGUUAACAACCAACCCCCCGCCUCCGCUCAGUGGUCCAUUGUUGGAUUCGGUGGCGGCAUCGCUGCGCUGAUCCAGAUCCUAGCAACCCUUGCCGAGUGGGCGUAUGUCCCGAGGAGAUGGGCAGGCGCUCAGCAUCUCACCAAGAAGCUGCUCUUCCUCAUCGUCAUCUUCAUCAUCAAUGUGGGCCCCGGUGUAUACGUGUUCAUGCCCGCCGCUGACGAUGCUGCGUUCGAGGAGAAACAAAAGUCAAAGAUCGCGCUGAUUCUUGGCAUCGUUCAGUUCUUCAUCGCUGUCAUCACAUUCAUCUUCUUCUCGGUGAUGCCCCUUGGUGGUCUGUUCGGCAGUUACCUGACAAAGAACUCGAGGAGGUAUGUUGCCAGUCAGACAUUUACCGCCAGCUAUCCCCGUCUUUCUGGCAAUGACAUGGCCAUGUCAUGGGGCCUUUGGGCAGUCGUUGGUGGUGCAAAAUUUGGGUUCUCGUACGGAUACCUGAUCCUGUCACUGCGUGACCCUCUCCGGUACCUAUCAAUCAUGGACGUGAGCAGCUGUCUAGGCGACAGCAUCCUAAAGCGGUACCUCUGUCCCUACCAGCCCAAGAUCCUCAUGGGUUUGAUGAUAUUCACCGAUGUGAUCUUCUUCUUCCUGGACACGUACCUGUGGUAUGUCUUGAUCAACACCGUCUUCUCCAUCGCGAGGUCUUUCUACCUCGGCUCCUCGAUCUGGACGCCCUGGAGAAACAUCUUUUCCCGGCUACCGAAGCGAAUCUAUUCCAAGGUCCUCGCAACCACCGAUAUGGAAAUCAAAUAUAAGCCCAAGGUUCUCAUCUCCCAGAUCUGGAACGCCAUCAUCAUUUCCAUGUACAGGGAACAUCUUCUCGCCAUCGACCAUGUGCAGAAGCUUCUCUAUCAUCAGGUCCCAUCGGAGCAGGAAGGCAAGAGGACUUUGCGAGCCCCGACUUUCUUCGUGUCACAGGAAGACCAUUCUUUCAAGACUGAGUUCUUCCCAAGUCAUAGUGAGGCCGAGCGUCGGAUUUCCUUCUUUGCUCAGUCUCUCUCCACCCCCAUUCCAGAGCCCUUGCCAGUGGACAACAUGCCGACUUUCACCGUCCUCAUCCCUCACUACAGCGAGAAGAUCCUCCUGUCCCUUCGUGAGAUCAUUCGCGAGGACGAGCCUUACUCACGUGUCACACUCCUGGAGUACCUCAAGCAGCUCCACCCUCAUGAGUGGGAUUGCUUCGUCAAGGAUACCAAGAUUCUUGCUGAUGAGACGUCGCAAUUCAACGGCGACUACGAAAAGAACGAGAAAGAUACUGCAAAGAGCAAGAUUGACGAUCUCCCAUUCUACUGCAUCGGUUUCAAGUCAUCUGCUCCAGAAUACACCCUUAGGACACGUAUCUGGGCGUCCCUUCGCUCACAGACUCUGUAUCGUACCAUCUCCGGCUUCAUGAACUACAGCCGUGCCAUUAAGCUCCUCUACCGCGUUGAGAAUCCUGAGGUUGUUCAGAUGUUUGGCGGAAACUCCGACAAGCUGGAGCGCGAAUUGGAGCGCAUGGCUCGUCGUAAGUUCAAACUCGUCGUCUCGAUGCAGCGAUACUCCAAGUUCAAGAAGGAAGAGAUGGAGAAUGCCGAAUUCCUGCUCCGAGCAUACCCCGAUCUGCAGAUUGCGUACCUGGAUGAGGAACCACCUCUGGUUGAAGGUGAAGAGCCGCGUAUCUACUCGGCACUCAUUGACGGUCACUCUGAAAUCAUGGAAAAUGGCAUGCGACGACCGAAGUUCCGUAUCCAGCUGUCCGGCAAUCCUGUUCUCGGAGACGGCAAGUCGGACAACCAGAACCAUUCCCUGAUCUUCUACCGCGGAGAGUACAUCCAGCUUAUCGAUGCCAAUCAAGACAACUACCUCGAAGAGUGCCUGAAGAUUCGGAGCGUCUUGGCUGAGUUCGAAGAAAUGAAGACUGAGAACGUGUCACCCUAUACCCCUGGCGUCAAAAAUGCCGUUCGUGCUCCUGUUGCUAUUCUAGGUGCUCGCGAGUAUAUUUUCUCCGAGAACAUUGGUAUCCUUGGUGAUGUCGCAGCUGGAAAGGAACAGACAUUCGGUACCCUCUUCGCGCGAACCCUCGCACACAUUGGUGGCAAGCUUCAUUACGGUCACCCGGAUUUCCUCAACGGCAUAUUCAUGACGACUCGAGGCGGCGUUUCGAAGGCACAAAAGGGACUUCACCUCAACGAAGAUAUCUAUGCCGGUAUGAAUGCUCUCCUGCGUGGUGGGCGCAUCAAGCAUUGCGAAUAUUACCAGUGUGGUAAGGGUCGUGAUCUCGGCCUAGGAUCGAUCAUGAACUUCACGACCAAGAUUGGUACGGGUAUGGGCGAGCAAAUGCUCUCCCGAGAGUACUAUUAUCUCGGAACUCAGCUCCCUCUGGAUCGCUUCCUGUCGUUCUACUAUGCGCAUCCUGGCUUCCAUUUGAACAAUAUGCUCAUCAUGUUUUCCGUCCAAAUCUUCAUGAUCACUUGUCUAAACCUUGGCGCUCUGCGUCAUGAGACAAUUCCCUGCGACUACAACCGCGAUGUACCUAUCACGGAUCCGCUCUAUCCCACUGGUUGCCAAAACACCGACGCAAUCAUGGACUGGGUCUGGCGUUGCGUCAUGUCUAUUUUCUUCGUUCUGUUCCUGUCGUACGUUCCUUUGGUUAUCCAGGAAUUGACGGAGCGUGGCUUCUGGCGUGCGGCGACUCGUCUAGCCAAGCAGAUUUGCUCGGUUUCCCCUCUGUUCGAAGUGUUCAUGACUCAAAUUUAUGCCAACUCGGUGCAGGAGGAUCUCUCCUUUGGCGGUGCGCGCUACAUUGGUACUGGUCGAGGCUUCGCCACUGCUCGUAUACCCUUUGGGGUUCUGUUCUCCCGAUUCGCCGGGCCUUCCAUCUACUUCGGCAUUCGGAUGAUGAUGAUGCUGUUAUUCGCAACGUUGACCAUUUGGCAAGCUGCGCUGGUGUAUUUCUGGAUUUCGCUGCUCGGUCUUGUCAUCUGUCCAUUCCUCUACAAUCCUCACCAAUUCGCCUGGAGUGACUUUUUCAUCGACUACCGAGACUUCCUCCGGUGGCUGUCUCGUGGAAACUCGCGCUCUCAUGCUUCUUCAUGGAUAUCCUUUUCCCGUCUCUCGCGAACCCGUAUCACUGGUUACAAGCGAAAGACGAUGGGAGAUCCAUCUGGCAAGCUCUCUGCGGAUGUUCCCCGCGCGGCUAUCACCAACUUGUUCUUUGGCGAGAUCAUUGGGCCACUUCUAUUCGUUGCGGUCACAUUGAUACCUUAUUUGUUCAUAAAUGCGCAGACCGGCGUGAACGGCCCCAACAAGCACAACGACCGUGAUGCAAAGGCAACCGCUUCUCUUCUGAGAGUGGCCAUUGUGGCAUUUGCGCCGAUUGCGGUCAACGCAGGCACUCUCGCCGUCAUGUUUGCCAUGGCUUGCUUCAUGGGUCCUCUGCUGAGCAUGUGCUGCAAGAAGUUUGGUAGCGUCCUAGCCGCCAUCGCUCACGGCAUCGCUGUGAUCAUGCUUCUUGUCUUCUUCGAAGUCAUGUUCUUCCUCGAGGGCUUUAACUUUACGAAGACUCUCUUGGGCAUGAUCACUGUUCUUGCCAUUCAGCGUUUUAUCUUCAAGCUGAUUAUAUCUUUGGCUCUUACCAGAGAGUUCAGGACUGAUCAGGCCAAUAUCGCAUUCUGGACAGGCAAAUGGUAUUCCAUGGGUUGGCAUUCCGUCUCUCAACCUGCUCGCGAGUUUCUCUGCAAGAUCACCGAGUUGAGCAUGUUUGCCGGAGACUUCGUUUUGGGUCAUAUCCUGCUCUUCAUGAUGCUCCCUGCCAUCAUUAUUCCUCAGAUUGACAAGCUCCAUUCGAUGAUGCUUUUCUGGCUACGACCAAGUCGUCAAAUCCGCCCACCCAUCUACUCCAUGAAGCAAUCCAAACUUCGGCGGAGACGUGUUUUCCGCUACGCAAUCUUGUAUUUUGUGAUGCUUGUUGUCUUCGUUGGUCUCAUCGUUGGGCCGAUCGUCGCAGGCAAGAACAUCCCCAAAUUGGACUUGUUGGACAGCACAAACCUUCUUCAACCAACUGGACAAGACAAUGACGACACGAACGGCCGCACUGAAACAGGUACAGGACGGCCUAACUACACGGGUGCUUUGAAGACCAGUAGCACAGCGACCGCCAAGGCAACGGCAACCGACUCUAGUAACGACAAGCUCCGUCUUUUCUAA
Messenger RNA from Phaeoacremonium minimum UCRPA7, 5832 nucleotides. Its product is annotated as putative -beta-glucan synthase component gls1 protein. The transcript has 3 exons. The record is from RefSeq and is a predicted model, not a curated record. NCBI's taxonomy places the organism in Eukaryota, Fungi, Ascomycota, Sordariomycetes, Togniniales, Togniniaceae. Gene Ontology annotation, biological process: (1->3)-beta-D-glucan biosynthetic process; fungal-type cell wall polysaccharide biosynthetic process. Gene Ontology annotation, molecular function: 1,3-beta-D-glucan synthase activity. The coding region runs from base 1 to 5832 and encodes 1943 amino acids. Gene Ontology annotation, cellular component: 1,3-beta-D-glucan synthase complex; plasma membrane.